This is a messenger RNA of Amoebophrya sp. A25, 3081 nucleotides long. The record is from the annotation of a GenBank genome assembly. Lineage: Eukaryota; Dinophyceae; Syndiniales; Amoebophryaceae.
AGCAUAAACUGACUUUACAAAUCCAUUAGUCGGUCCUCUCUCGCCAGAGUUGCGAGGACCACGUGAAAGGAUGAAACUGGGGCCGGGUGGUCUUCUUGGUGUUUUUUGGUGGGGGUGACAUACUUUUUCUUGCCAGCUGCAUGCGAUUAGCAGAAAUGUCAUUGAGGACGAAGAUGUCGAAUCCACUAAGACGUCUGCCUAAGUGGUCAUCAUGGCUUCUUGUGCUCGCUGGCAGUUGCUUCGCUUUCGAGACUGCACCAGAGGACUACCUGUGCCGUGGGUACCGUCCGUGGAUGAAUUUGCAGAAGCAGUUGAUCACGGCUCUAAGUGGGCGAGCGCGCGUGGAUCAGGUGGCACAUUCGUUCUCGCAUUUGCUAGAGACACGGGACCCCAACGAGUGCAUACUAGGACACCUCUCACUCCGGCUUUUGCUGCAACUAGGCCGAGAAGAGCAGUACGAGCAAGACACGGCGAUUCUAAACGGCGUUGGCUGGCACCAGGUGAUGCGCAGUGGCUGGCCAGUUUUUCGGCUGCUGCGCUUUCUAGAGGUUGCUCAGAUGGACGACGGUGUCCCAGGAACAGAUGGAAAAUCCGAGGACGAAGAGCAAGAGGUGGAGCUCAAUAGUCUGUCAGAAAUGAAGAUUUCAAAAGAUGAAGAUCCGUGUUCGGUUAGAGAGUCUGACCCUUCAGGAUCUUACUACCGGGAGUUUCUGCACCACUAUGUCGUAAAGCAAAGACAAUACUUCGGCGAUGGCAUCGUACCUGAGACGGCAGCUUACUUGGCUCAACCGGAAAAACAGAAUCCAUGCACACUCGCCGCUGCGUUCGUUGCCUUCGCAUGGUCACGGAUCCCCAUCUACAAUCAUGAAAGCGAAAGUUUGAUCCGGCGUGCACAGGCGGUCUUAGAAGACGUGGGAACCAUUCGAGGCUUAGUGCGUAACAAACAGCAUCCAUUGCUGACCUUAUUGGACGAAACGGCGAGUACUUUUCAGGCUUUUCUGAUCGAUGGUGGAUAUUUUUACUACGACGAAAAUGCCAAUGAUGAAGACAACGGGCAGGAAGGUAAGAAAGAUCACGAAGCAAAAGAAGGGAAUGGAGUCGCCGAUGGUCAAGCUUUACCACGUCGCGAAAAAAGUACUGGUUCAAGCGACAACGACGAACCAAAAGUUGACUACACGUUGCACAUGAUGCCAAUUCGUAGCAUGUCGUCUAGCUCUUCGUUUGAAAAGUUGCGCUCUUGUGUCGUUCCUUUCGCGACGCGCAGCAGCGCCAUAGGAAAAGCGGACGAGCCUCUUUGCGAUCCGUAUGCAGCCAUAGUACCGGAUCUCGCGCGAUGGCGCCAACUCGGAGUCUCCCAGGCCAGCGUCCACGCCGCCAUGAAUCAAAUUACCGAUGCGAAGCAUGUUCUGUUUAGGUACGUCAAAGAGGAAGCAAAGCUAUACCAAGUAUUGCCAGUUUUCUCGCAUCUGAACCAGUCAACGGGCAAAGCAGAUGCUGAUUUAGAUGCAGUGGAACCAACGUGCCUGGCGAGAAAGAUACUUUCGGUUUUGGAAAAGAGUCCUAGCAUCGGAUCCUUUGACUUGGUGCUGAAUCACGGCGACAUGCCUCUGCUGAGAAAGAAGGAGGGUGUGCCUCCCUUUUACAACUUGAUGGACCAGGAAGCGCGCAGCGCAGUUCCGCUCUUCAGUAUAGCGUCCAACCGGGAGUUUCACGACAUCUUGUUUCCGAAUGUAUGCCGACCGCAACUAGUCAAUCUCACGGAAGUGGUUCUCGAGAAAGCUCGUUGGAAACGGAAAAAGAAGAUGGAAGGGGGUGCCCUUGAAAGCAGAGUAGAUAACGAGCAGGACAACCAGGUUGUGGAUGGCAACACCAAAGGAGAUGAUUUGAUCUUCGGUGAUAAACAUGAUACUUCUUUACUGCCUGAGUGGGAAUCCAAAAUUCCUAUCGCAUUUUGGCGGGGAACGGAUCGAGGGGCCGUCAAUUGGUCACGCGAGUACAGAGAGAUGCUGGACCGCGGUUCCCCUCGACGGAAUUUUCUGGAGAUGGCUGCAGAAUCGCCGGACCUCUUUGACACAGCUUUCUUGGACGACGAUCUCGCCAAUGUGACCGUUGUGAAUUCCGACGCUAAUUUCGUUCCUCUCGACGAACAGGCGAAGUGGAAGUAUGCCCUCGACUUACCCGGAAAUGGGUACAGUGGGGGCUUGAAGCAGAAACUCACGGGCACAAGCCCUGUGCUUCUUGCCACAGACAUGGGCAGGGGAAUUCCGGUUUACGAACAUUAUCACAUGGGGCUGACGGGCUACGAGCACGUUUUACCAGUGACCUUGGACAACGCAGCAGAGCAGGUUCGGUUCGCGCGAGAGCAUGACGAGGAGAUGCAGCAAAUGGUAGCCUCAGCAAACGGCUACAUGCAGAAUUACGAGAAGUUUAGCGCGUGUUAUAUUUGGCGACUGUUAGAGCGAUACUCUUCGUAUUUUCGCUACAACAUUAUCGGACCAGGAACCGUCUCGGCGAGCUCCGUGCCGUCAGCUGAGGACUUUCUCCGCACAAAAUUCCCGGGAGCUCAUUAUCGAGAAUACACGCUGCGGCGCACAGGAGAGGUGAGGAUAGUUUCUUCAUCCUCCUCUGAUGAAGAAAAUCAAAGUGAGGAGAGAGAAGGUGAGGCGCAUCGGAGUGCGUUUGAAAGAGAUUGCAUUUUUGACUUGAAGAAAUAUGCAUGAUGGAAACGCGGCAUGGGCGUACCUUCUAUGGUAUCGAAAGCCCAGAGAGAGGCGUGUUCAGUCUUGACGUUUGUCGUGAGUUCUCGAGCCGUGCGUGCCGGAAAGCACAAAUCUAAUGACCAGAGGGAAAACGAAAAAUCCAAAUUGAUACGAAAUGACGACAAUGGAUUAUCAACUUUUACACAAGCAAAUGAUCAUACUGAGAUUUUUACACUUUUAAAUUUCAUUACUACAAUAGCUAGUCCUACUCCUACUUCUAGUUCUACCACAGCACCAAGAACUAGCAGCUCAAGUUGCAGUCGCUAAUGACGAGAGACUACGCAAGUAAGACUGUACUGCAUAGUAGUAAGAACCUCCAUGG